Penicillium vulpinum is the source of this 1332-nucleotide messenger RNA. RefSeq lists its product as uncharacterized. Gene Ontology annotation, cellular component: Golgi membrane. Gene Ontology annotation, biological process: GPI anchor biosynthetic process. Bases 1 to 1332 code for a protein of 443 amino acids. The record is from RefSeq and is a predicted model, not a curated record. NCBI's taxonomy places the organism in Eukaryota, Fungi, Ascomycota, Eurotiomycetes, Eurotiales, Aspergillaceae. Gene Ontology annotation, molecular function: glycosyltransferase activity. The transcript is spliced from 2 exons.
AUGCUGUUGAAUCGGCCAUUUCCCUCUCUGGGGCUCUCAGCAAUCAGCUCGGUCCGGGAGUUUCGGACCGUUCUAUUCGUUCUGCUCUCUUAUAUCUUGCUCUUUAUGGUCGCGCGCAGACAGUCUUUCCGCGACCCAACCUCGAUAUUUUUUGACCCAAUGACUGCUUAUGAUCCUAUAUAUUCGGCUAUUAGGCUAGAGCAAGCAGCUUCUUUCAUCGAUGCAGCAAACAAUAUUACGGAGCCUCAGACAACAGGAUCUCGACGGCAACCUCAUUUCUGCCUGGGAAUUGCCACCAUUGCGAGAAAGGGCGUCCGCUAUUUUAAAGACACCGUGGGCACGUUCCUUGAGGGUCUGAGCGAGGAGGAAAGAGCAGAUAUACACUUGAUCCUGUUCAUUGCCCACACGGACCCGUCGCAGCAUCCUGCGUUUGCAGAGCCGUGGUUACACAACCUAGCUGAUCAGGUAUUACUAUAUAAUGCCUCCGAAGUUGAUAUUGAUCAUAUACGCUCCCUGGAAACAAAUGAGGCCAAAGUAGCAGCGCGCGAGAAGGCUCUCUUUGACUAUACAUAUUUGUUGAACGCAUGUGCAACAAUUGACACGCCAUAUGUCAUUAUGCUUGAAGAUGAUCUCGUCGCUCUGGAUGGAUGGUAUCACCGCACUACAGCUGCCUUAUCCUCUGUUGAAGAUCAGACCCGAGAAAUUGGAGCAGCGAAUUGGCUAUACCUACGUCUUUUUUACACCGAAGAAUUUCUUGGUUGGAAUUCCGAAGAAUGGCUUAGUUACCUUCUUUAUUCCAUUCUUGUCGCCUGUUUUGUCGCCUGCGUUCUCCUGGUCUUCAGAAAAUCCAACCCCUCUACCCGCCCUUUCUUGCCAAAUACGAUAGUGGUGAUUUUGAGCGGUAUAUUCACGCCCUUGUUUAUUGGGCUAUUCUUUGCCGCUGGCCGGGUGACGAUGUUCCCUCCAUCGAAAGGCGUAUAUCAAAUGCCCAAAUUCGGAUGUUGCUCGCAGGCCUUUGUCUUUCCCCGCUCACGGAUACCGGAGCUUGUGGAGCUAUACACAUCUAAGCACAUCGGAUACGUCGACGUGAUCACCGAGGAAUAUGCAAAUGCGAGGAAUGAGAUUCGGUGGGCAGUGACGCCAAGCAUUGUACAACAUGUUGGGCGGAAGAGCUCGAAAGGUGGUGAUGGUGAUAUUUUAUCACCCGGAAAGGUCAAGUCUAAGUCUGAGUUGACAGUUGCAGAGAGACUUUGGAAUUUUGGGUUUGAGAUGCAAGAUGCAGAGGUUUUGCGCGCGGAACAUGAGGCGGCAAAAAAACGACUUAUUUCUUAG